AUGCACCGAAUUGCUCUUAGAAACUCGGCGCGCGCUCGCCUUCUGGCUGCGUCCUCAAAGCGAGCAACCCGGGUUCUAACGACAAUAUUCAACUUUAGACCACCUCAAACGUCCUCGCUCGUGGUUACGCCACCGCGAAGCCAGCUGCUUCCGAAGUCUCCUCAAUCUUGGAGUCCCGCAUCUCAAGGAACUAACGUUGCUGGAAAUGUCGAGGAAACUGGCCGCGUGUUGAGCGUCGGUGACGGUAUCGGUCGUGUCUGGGGUUUGAGAAACGUCCAAGCCGAAGAGAUGGUGGAAUUCUCCUCUGGUGUUCGUGGCAUGUGUCUGAACUUGGAAGCCGACAACGUUGGUGUCUCCAUCUUCGGUAACGAUCGUCUCAUCAAGGAGGGCGACACCGUCAAGCGAACUGGCCAGAUUGUCGACGUCCCUGUCGGCCCUGGCUUGCUCGGUCGUGUCGUCAACGCCCUCGGUGACCCCAUCGACGGCAAGGGUCCCAUUGAGGCUACGGAGCGUCGCCGUGCUUCGCUCAAGGCCCCCGGUAUCUUGCCCCGUCGCUCGGUCAACCAGCCCAUGAUGACUGGUCUCAAGCCCAUCGACGCCAUGGUUCCCAUUGGUCGUGGCCAGCGUGAGCUUAUCAUUGGUGACCGUCAGACCGGCAAGACCGCUGUCGCCAUUGACACUAUCCUCAACCAAAAGCGAUGGAACGAGGGCAACGACGAGUCGAAGAAGCUUUACUGUGUCUACGUCGCCGUCGGCCAGAAGCGAUCCACCGUCGCUCAGCUCGUCAAGACUUUGGAGGAGAACGACGCCAUGAAGUACACCAUCAUCGUCGCCGCUACUGCCUCUGAGGCCGCUCCCCUCCAGUACCUCGCUCCUUUCUCUGGAUGCGCUAUGGGUGAAUGGUUCCGUGACAACGGCAAGCAUGCUUUGAUUGUCUAUGACGAUCUUUCCAAGCAGGCUGUUGCCUACCGUCAAAUGUCUCUCCUUCUCCGUCGUCCCCCCGGUCGUGAAGCCUAUCCUGGUGAUGUCUUCUACCUCCACUCUCGUCUCCUCGAGCGUGCUGCCAAGAUGAGCGACAAGUUCGGUGGAGGAUCCCUCACUGCCCUUCCCAUCAUUGAGACCCAGGGUGGUGAUGUGUCCGCCUACAUUCCCACCAACGUCAUUUCCAUUACCGACGGUCAGAUCUUCUUGGAGGCCGAGCUCUUCUUCCGUGGUGUCCGACCCGCCAUUAACGUCGGUCUCUCCGUGUCUCGUGUCGGCUCUGCUGCCCAGACCAAGAUCAUGAAGAAGUUUGCCGGUUCCUUGAAACUCUACCUCGCUCAGUACCGUGAAGUCGCUGCCUUCGCUCAGUUCGGUUCAGAUCUCGAUGCCUCCACCCGCUUCUUGCUCUCUCGUGGUGCUCGUCUCACCGAGUUGCUCAAGCAGGGUCAAUACCAGCCUUUGGCCACCGAGGUCCAGGUGCCCAUUAUCUACGCCGGUGUCAACGGUCUCCUUGACUCCAUCCCCGUUGAGCAAAUCACCCGCUGGGAAGCCGAGUUCCGUGACCACCUCACCUCCACCCAGCAGGCUCUCCUCGCUGAGAUCUCCCAGGGUAACGUCAACCCUGAGCUCGAGGCUAAGAUCAAGAAGGUCGUCGAGGACCACGUCUCUUCCUUCACCUCGUAAAUCCCCCCACCCUCGUAGAUUAGACGCCCUUUCCUGGUCAUACGCUUGCCCGGGUCAAAAUAAACCUAAUUUCGCACUCUCUUUCUAUCCAUACCAAUAGUUUUUGACCAAUGGAUUAUUGGACUUUCUAAUUC
Messenger RNA from Coprinopsis cinerea okayama7#130, 1799 nucleotides. Its product is annotated as ATP synthase F1. Bases 1 to 1665 code for a protein of 554 amino acids. Gene Ontology annotation, biological process: proton motive force-driven ATP synthesis; proton transmembrane transport. The transcript has 8 exons. Gene Ontology annotation, molecular function: ATP binding; proton-transporting ATP synthase activity, rotational mechanism; ADP binding. The record is from RefSeq and is a predicted model, not a curated record. NCBI's taxonomy places the organism in Eukaryota, Fungi, Basidiomycota, Agaricomycetes, Agaricales, Psathyrellaceae.